UGGUCUACCAUGCUGGAGUCAAGGCGGCUAUGGGCUCCGCUUCAGGGAGCUGUGAGGAGAGCAGCGGAACGUGUUCGGAAUCCGCCAUGGAUGCAGUGACCUAUGAGGAUGUGCAUGUGAACUUCACUCCUGAAGAGUGGGCUUUGCUGAAUUCUUCCCAGAAGAAUCUCUACAAAGAUGUGAUGCUGGAAACCUACUUGAACCUCACUUGUAUAGGUUACAAAUGGGAAGACCACAAUAUUGAAGAACAUUGUCAAAGUUCUAGAAGACAUGGAAGGCAUAUCAACUGUCCCUCUGGAUACAAGCCAUGUGAGCAUAAGGGAUAUGGAAAGAAGCAAUAUACCUCUGUUUCUCCCAGAAUAAUUAGAAGAUAUAUUGUAGUCACUACUAUGAGAAGACAUGAUGACUGUAAUACAAGUUUAUACUCUAACAUUGGAGAAAAGCCUUAUAAGUACAAGGAGUGUGGAAAUUCAUCUGUUUGUACUAGUUCACUUUGCACAUGUAGUGUGAUUCGCAGUAUAAAAAAAUGUCAUGCGUAUAAUCAGUGUGGUAAAACUCUGAGUUCUUCCAGUUCUUUUCAACGACUUGAAGAAGCUCAUAUGGGAAGAGGAAGUAAUAAAUGUGAGCUUUGUACUAAAGAUUUUAGCCAUCACAAUUUUCUUCAAACACACAAAACAACCACUAAUGAAGAUCUCUAUGAAUGCAAUCAACACGAUAAAGCCUUUAGAUAUGAUUCCUCCUUAAAAGUACACCAAAGAACUCAUUUGGAAGGAAAACCCUAUGAAUGUAAUCAAAGUGAUAAAAUGUCUGCAUGUCACAGUAUUUAUCAACUACACAGAAUUCAUACUAGAGUGAACAAGUAUGCAUAUCAGCAAUGUGAUAAAGACUUUGCAAGUCCUAGUUAUCUUCAUAUAUAUAAAAGAAUUCAUACUGGAGAGAAACCCUAUGAAUGUACUCAAUGUGAUAAAGCCUUUGCAUCUCCCAGAUAUCUUCAAGUACAUAAAAGAAUUCAUACUGGAGAGAAACCCUAUGAAUGUAAUCAGUGUGGUAAAGCCUUUGCGAGGAAGAGCCAUCUGCAUAAGCAUGAAAGAAUUCAUACUGGAGAGAAACACUAUGAAUGUGAUCAAUGUGGUAAAGCCUUUGUACAGAAGAAUAGUCUUCAAAGGCAUGAAAGAAUUCAUACUGGAGAGAAACCCUAUGAAUGUACUCAGUGUGAUAAAACUUUUGCCUGUCCCAGUUAUCUUCAAAUACAUAAAAAAAUUCAUACUGGAGUAAAACCCUAUGAAUGUAAUCAAUGUGGUAAAGCCUUUGCAAGGAAGAGUCACCUUCUCCGUCAUAAAAGAAGUCAUACUGGAGAGAAACCCUAUGAAUGUAAUCAAUGUGGCAAAGCCUUUGCAAGGAAGAGUCACCUUCUCCGUCAUAAAAGAAGUCAUACUGGAGAGAAACCCUAUGAAUGUAUUCAAUGUGGUAAAGCCUUUAUACAGAAGAGUCAUCUUCUCACACAUGGAAGAAUUCAUACUGGAGAGAAACCUUAUGAAUGUAAUUAAUGUGGUAUAGGUUCCUCAUCUUGCAGUCUUCAAAGGCAUGAAAGGUUUCAUACUGGAGAGAGACCCUAUGAAUGUCAUCAAUAUGAUAAAGCAUUGCACAUGAAAGUCAUUUUCACAGGCAUAGAAGAUGUCAUACUAGAGAGAAACAAUAUGGAUAUGAUCAGUGUGACAGGGACUUCCCAUGUAACAGUCACCUUCAAAUGAAAGAAAGUACUCCUACUGGGGAUAAACCCUAUAAAUGUAAUAAAUGUGGUAAAGACUUUGCACAGAACAGUCAUCUUCACAGUCAUGAAAGGAAUCAUACCCAACAAAAGCCCUAUGAAUAUAACCAGUGUGGUAAAAUCUUUGCAUGUUUCAGUAUACUUCAAAAUCAUGAAAAAAUUCACAGUGGUGAAAAUCUCCAUGAACCUAAUAAAUGAGGUCAAGCCUUGCAGUCCACAUACUUCUUUUUCCCACUGAGCAUUAUCACCAGUCUUCAGUAAGAUUAGUAGAGCCAGCCGGGUGGUGGUGGCACAUGCCUUUAAUCCCAGCACUCGGGAGGCAAAGGCAGGCUGAUCUCUGUGAGUUCAAGGCCAGCCUGGGCUACAGAUUGAGAUCCAGGAAAGGUGCAAAGCUACACAGAGAAACCCUGUCUCGAAAAAACC
Molecule: messenger RNA, 2191 nt
Organism: Peromyscus eremicus (cactus mouse)
Lineage: Eukaryota; Metazoa; Chordata; Mammalia; Rodentia; Cricetidae
Product: zinc finger protein 431-like
Exons: 4
Coding region: 30-1547 (505 amino acids)
Biological process (GO): regulation of immune system process; regulation of cytokine production; negative regulation of transcription by RNA polymerase II
Molecular function (GO): DNA-binding transcription repressor activity, RNA polymerase II-specific
Source: RefSeq, a predicted model, not a curated record